AUGGAGUUUAGGCAAAAUUCAAGAUAAAAUUAUAUUUAGCAUAGGAAUUUAUUUUUUCAAAAGGAAAUAAAUUUAAGAAAUGAGACUUUUGGGAUUAGCGAUUAGGAGAUCACAUUUGAAAAAGUACAGGAAUUGGCAACUAGCAUGAAAUAAAAUAGAAAAUACCUUUUCUAAACUGUUGAAUAAAUUAUAGAAUUAGGUACAUUAUAAAAUUGGGCAUUAAAAUUUGCUCAAUAAUCAGUGAAAGACUUUAUAGAUUGUGUUCAUAGAAAUGAAUAUAAAGAUAUAGCAAAGUACGAAGAAGAAAUUUGCAAUAAAGUUAAUUUGCUUUCAGAAAUAUAAAUACUAUUUACAAAAGAAAGAUAUAAAAACUCUCCUUCCUCAGACACUACAAUCUUGCAAGAAUUACUGAUAAGACCCAAAUAUAAUUUAUUUGAAGUAGUAAUUUAUUCACAUAACUGGAAAGUCAAUUAUAUUUCUUCGAAGUAUAUUUACUCUCUAACCAAAAAUACUAACUACUUUGAGUCUAGUGAAACUAAUAAAAUCUAUAAUCUUAUCAAAAAUUAUUCUUUACAUCAAAACAUUUUCUUAAAGGUUAUGAAGGAAAAUAAUAUUUUUCUUACCUUAGGUCAUUUUUUACCAGAAUAUUUUGAUAAGGAGUAGACACUAUAAACAUUGAAAUCCUGGAAGUUUGAUCUUUAAAAUUAAUGGCGCUAAAAGAUUAAUAAGAAAGAUGAGAAAGACCAAACUGAUUUUAUAAUAAAUAGCUAUUUAAAAUAAAGCAAGAUUAAAGAUAUUAAUAGUGAACUUAUUUAAACAUCAAAGUGGGAAGAAAUAAUAAAUAAAAAAUUAGCUUUAGUAAAGGAUAAUUUUGAAGACAUUGUAAAUUUAACACUAGCAUUUUUUUUUACUCACUAAAGCUACUAUGAUGGAUACGAAUUUGAUUAUUCUAGCAAUUACAAUCAAGAUUAGUCAUAUGUAAUUAUACAUUCUAUAUACUCAAUAAAGCCAGAAGCAUUGAAAGAUAAGGAGAAGUUUUUUAUCGAUUUCUUUAUCCCAGAGAUAUUAUCUACAAACAUUAAUUGUAAUGGUAGCAAUCAUUUUCAAUAUUCUAAAGAUUUUAUGUUUGUUUAGAAAUUUAUUGAUAAUAUUUUGAAGCCUUACAAUAAGCUUUCAGAAAUAGAGUAUGUUUUUGAUUUAAUUGAAGGAUUAAAAGUUGUCAUAUACAAUAAUGAGAACCUUUUAACAGUUUACGACAUUCUAGAAUAAGAAAAUAAUUAGAAUAUUGAUAGCGUGUCUUAAGCUAAGUAGCAAUUAGAAUUUUUUGAAGAAUAUAUAAUAGAUAAUGCUAUUAAUAAAAAUGAUUACAAUAAUUUACUAUUAGCCUCUUGUCUUGUUGGUAAAGAGUUUACAAAAGUAAAGAUAACAAAAUUGUUAAUACAUCUAUUUGAGUUAUAGACCCGCAACGAAACUUUAGAUAAACUUAACAUUUAAUAGACUUUUAGCUACACUAGAUUUGCAAAUCACACCAUAUGUGACUAGAUUUAUAAAGAUGUAGCUUAGUCAAAGAUGGAAAACCUUGUUAAUUAUUUACAUCUUCAUUAUGUUGAAAAGAACUGCCCAUAUGGAAACUUUUUUAUUAGGACGAUGGGUUUCAUAUUUUCUUAGAUAAGUGAAUAUUAGGCUUUUUCAAUAGAAACAGCAUUGAAAUUAAUUUAAAUAUACAGGAGGUAUAUUAAUGAUUAGAGCAAUUCAGUAUUUUCUAAUUAGGGCUGUUUCUUUGAGAUAAUUCACAGAAUAGCUCUAAGGCUCUAAAAAGAGCCUGAAUAUUAAAACGAAUAUGAAGAGUGUGGAUUACUGUUUAUGAGAUGGUCAUUUUAUGUCUUCACAUAGUAGUAUUUUGAUUAAAUCACUUUUGGCUUUACCUUAGAAACAAAAUUUACUGUUUAUUUUGAAAAAUUCUUUUAAACUGAGUUUAAAUAAUACUAUGAAAAUGACAAAAAAUUGAUUCUCUAAUAGUAUGAUAAGUAUAACCCUGCUAAUUAUAGCAUAUCUAGAGCCCUAUAAAAUUUUAUGGUGUUAAAAAACAAUCUCCUUGCUUAGACUCUCAUUUAAUUUUUUGGACAUUAUUACUAUUAUUUUAAAAUAAGUAUUUCAUAGCCAAUUAAGAUCACUAAGGAUAACUUUUAGUUAAUGAUCAAAUAUGAUUUAUAAAAUAUCUCUCCUUUUUGUUUGAUGAAUAGGAAUAUUAUCUCUCAUUAUUCAUUUAUGUCUUAUUUUUCUAUUAAAACCUGUGAACUUUACGAUGAAUCAGGAAAUAAGCUAGAAAACUGCAAUUACGUUAGUGCUUACUUAGAAAUAUUUGAUUAAUUCUUAAAAGAAAAUAUGGAAACUCUAUAAAAAGCAGCAAAAAAAAUAAAAAGUUUACCUUUAGAAAGAACAUAAAGAAAUAUUCUCCAACAUAUUUCUUCAUAGAUAAAAUGCGAGUAGGAUUAUGAAGAAAUAGCUAUCUGCAGAAGAUUUUCUUAUUUAAUUUAAUUUGGUUUUGGAUUAUUUAGCCAUUUCGAAAGCUACGACUUGGCAUAAUGCAAGUAUGUUUUUUCAUAAGAGGUUGUUUGCUAGCUUGUAACUUAAAUAAUGAAAAUUUAUGAUUUUAGAUAAUUUUGCUAGUCUAUUGGUAUCUAAAACUAUGAAUUAUUGAAAAGUUGCAACUAAGAAGAAUCAAUUGAGUAUCUGAAUCUCUUUAAAAAAGGAAAAUUAUUUAAAAUAUUUUAAUCAGGAACUUAUAAAUAUAGUAAGUAAUAUGAAAUUGAUAUAUUCGAAUAAAUACCUUUUACCUACAUUAAAAAACUGAUUACUUAUUGCUCUGAAUAGCCAUAUUAUCCAGAUAUUAUUAAUAACCUUGCUUCUAAUUUAAUUAGUUAAUGCAAUGAUCCCUCCUCUUCAAUUUAAAGUAUAUUAGAAAAUGAAGACAAAAUUACUUUCGAAGAAUUCUUUAAGUAAAGUGCUUAUUUCAAUAUAGUAAUAAAAAUAAUUAACAGAAAUAUUAAGAGUAAUACUCAUUAGAUUGGACUAUUGGCUGAUGAAGAGCUAAUAGAAUUAAAAAAGAAGAAAAAAAAUAAAAAUGAUAACUAAGCAGAUCAUUAAUCAAAGUUAUUCUACAUAAGUAAUAUUGAUAUCCUAUUAAAAGAUCAAAUAGCUUAUCAAUAAUUUGUACUUAAAAUACUAAAAAAAGAAAAUAUAUAGAUUUUUAUUAAUUAAAGAGCGAAGGCUAAUGAUUUCCAUAAUCUCUUUAUAGAAUUUUUAGAUAGUUUUAUAACAAGCAGUUUGAGUAUGGUUGGAACUCUUUUAAGCUUGGUGCAUAGUUAGAAUCCUAAAUAUAUCCGCCAAACAGAAACAAUAAAUCUUCUAAAUUAAUUAAUUAACAAUACUUAUAUAAUAAUUAUCACUUAGCUUAAUAAUGGAGGAGAAUGGGGAAGUUACUCAACUUCUUAAGCAAGUGAUUUCUUAGAUUCCUUUAAUAAUAUAAUAGAUAGCUACUCAAAUUUAGGGUUGGAUAUAGAUCCUUUAGUCUCAGAAGCAUAAGUCUUAUACUCUUAAUUUGGUUAAAUGAUAUCUGAAAAUUUGUCUAGAGUUUUAAAUGACACAGGUUACGAAGUUGAAGUGAAUGCUAUACUUAAACAUGCUAUUGAAAUUGAUUUUUCAUUGCAAAAAGCAUUAAAAAGAUAAGAAUUAAGAGAGAUAUGUAAAAGAGAAAUUUUAGAUGAAGAGUUAAAAAAAUAAUCUAUCAAAUUAGAUAAUGUCAGCUAGUAGGAAUCUGAUAAUAAAGAAAAUCUUUCAAGUGAAAAAUAGUAAGAUGUUUCAAGCUAAAAAAAUGAAGAACAAGAAAAGAGUUCUAUCUAAAAUAAUGAUGAAAAUCUUUCUGAAAAGAAUUAAGAAAUACCAACUGAAAAAAUAGAACAACAAGAAUAGGAUAAGAAAGAAACAGGUGAAUAAAAUGAAAAAUUAGAUGAAUAAACUAAAAUGGAAGAAGAUAAAAAGAUAUCUGAAUAGAAAAAGAAUUAAGAAUUAAAUGAUAAAAUUGAAAAAAAGCUAAAAGAAAUGGAGGAAAAUGAAAAGGAGAAAAACGAGAAAGAAGAGUCAGAAAAGAAAAAACAAAUCCUAAUAAUGAUGUCUAAGUAGAUUGCAUUAUUUUUGAAUGAUGUUUUCUACAAAGAUGCCUUGAGCUAAAAUUAGUAAUUUGCAAUUAAUAAGGACAUUUAAGCUAUCUUAAACCUACCUAAUCCUAUUAAUCCUAUAUAAACAUUUGGGUUAAAUGAAUUCUUUAGUAAAUGCUUUACUAAAUUAAAUACGGUUAAUAAUGCUAAUGUAAAAUAUAUACACUAGCACCUUAAAAGAAUGAUUAUUUAUAUUGGAAGGCAUUUCGAUUGCCUUAAAGAUAUACAAUAAGACAUUCCUUUCUUAAAAGCAACCGAAGAAGGUAAGAAACUCUAUAGCAAAGACGAAGAAAUAGAUGAAUAUGAAGAGCUUUUAUUAUUUGAUAGCUUUAUUUAAUUCUAUGAUAACUUAUGUUACAAAUUUGAAAUACUCAAAAAAAACUAACGAGACUUUAUCUGUUUAAAUGAUGUAUUAGAAAUUUGUUUAGAUACACCUUCGAUUCUAAGGCAAUUUAGUCUUACUCCUUAAGAAUUAUAGUAAUUUUAUGAUAAAUGCUUAGACAUAAGCUAAUUUGUUUACGAAUUAAAAAUAAAAUAUAAAAAUGAGGGUUUAGAAAUAGAAAUGUCCUCCUAGUACCUUUCAGUAUUAGAUUUAUUGACUGAAGAUCUCUUUAAAACUCUUAAAGCAUUGAGCAACCUUGUACCCAAUAUUCGUUUAUAAGCUCUAGAAGCACUUAUUUAUAAUUAUCUAGAAUUAAAUUAUUACAAGAGUAAUCCUUGGGAGGAAAUAAAAUAAUCUAUUUUAUAUUUUAUAAAUGUGAUUUUCAUAGCAAAGGGAGGUGCAAAUUUUAAGCAUUUUUUAAGAAAAUGUAUAGCUUAAGAUAUAAUUACCCAAAAGUUUGAAAUUUAAUAAAAAGAUUAAGCACAAAAUGAUUCUAAGAGCUAAGAAGUUGAAGAAAAAGAUAAGAAAAAUAAAAAGGAAGAUAUCUAGAAAAGUGACUCUGAUGAAGAUGAUAAUAAUUCAAUUGUAUUUAAUGGGCUUAUAAAAAAGAAAAAAAAAGGUAAAAAAGAUAGAAAAAAAUCAACUUCUGAUUCAUCCUCCAGCGAAGAAGAUGAGAGUAGCAGUUAAAUAAGUAAUUCCAGUAAAUCUUAAUCCGAUGAAGAUAUUUCUAUUUUAUUUGAUGCAUUAUCUUUAAGUGGAGAUUAUGAGAUAGAAAAUAUAGAUUAAGACAAAUAUGAUAAAAUACAUUCUAAAAAGAACUUCGUUGAAGAUGAAAUAAAGGAAUCUAAAAAUCGUAAUAAAAAAUAAAAAAGAUAAGAUAAAGAUAAUGAAGAAGAUGAUAAUAGCUCAAGUGAUGAAAAAAGUAAAGUUAGUAUUGAUGAUGAUGACAAAAGUAAACAUACAGAAUCGGAUAGUGAUGGAGAAGAAUAAGAGGAAGACGAUGAAGAAGAAGAAAGUGAAUCAUAAGAAAAUAGUGAAGAGUCAUCUAGUUCAAGCUCAUCAAGUAAAAGCAGUAGUGAUGAGGAUGAUUAAAGCUCAAGCAGUAGUGAGGAAGAAGAAGAAGAAGAUGAUGAUAAUAGUAGUUAAUCUAAAUCUUAAAAUGAUAGCAUAUUUAAAAAGAAAAAACAAACUAAGAAAAAAGAAAAAGAUUAAAUUAAAAAACUUAAUAAGUAGUAAAUUAUAGUGAAAAAUCUUGAGAAUCUAGAAAAUAUUAGAUUCACUUUGACAUAAAUUUAAAAUAAGAUUUUAAGUAAAUAUUCUAUAAUAUGUCAAUGUUAUUCUUAAGUGUUCUAUGAAGUUAUUAAUGAGUUUUUUGAAGUUACAAAAAUCUAAAUAAUUAGCCCUACUAUACAAAAAGAUGAAAAAGAUGAAAAAAAUGAAAAAAAAGAUGAAAAAAGCUAAUCUGGCAAUGAUGAUAAAAAUUUGUCUAAAUCAUCAAAAUCUCAUAAUUAAUCAAUUUAGAGUGAAAAAAAAGAUUUUAGCGAAUUAGAAGAUGAAGAAGAGAGCAAAACAUAAACUAAAGAAGAUAAAUAAAAUGUAAAUAAAGAUUAAGAAAGUGAAACAGAGCAAGAUUAAAAUGGUGAUUUAAUAGGAUCAUAAAUUCUAUGCUAAGAAGAUAACUUAUCAUCAAAUAGAGAGUAGGAAAAUUAAGAUAAAUAAGAGUAAAGUGAAGAAGAGCAGAGUGAGAAUAAAAGUUAAAACGCAGAUACUGAAAAAGAUGAGGAAAAUUAAGACAAUGGAUAAGGGGAUAAUUCUGAAGAUGGAUCUAAUGAUGAAAGUAACUCUGCUAAUGACUAGUAAAGUGAUAAAAAAGAAUAAAAAUUAGAUUAAGACUUAGGAGAAAAUGAAGAAGAAGAAGAAGAAGAAGACUCAAAAAGUAAAUCUAAGUUGACAACUCAAAGUAAGAGUAAUGAAAAAAUAGAAGAAAAAGAAAAAAAAGAAGAUGAGCAGGAAGAAUGUAAAAGUAAAUCUUAGAAAGAGGAUGAAGAGAAAGAAAAAAAAAUUAAAAGAGUGAUUAUAUAUAAGCUAAGAAAUCCAGAUGAAGUGAAGAAAUUAUAUGAAAAUAGACAUAAAUUGGUAAAAAUGAGCUAAUAGCAAAUAGAUUUUGUAUAAUAUAUUAUAAAUAUAUUUGUUCAAAAAGUGAACAACAUUAACUAAGAGUUAUAAAAUGUAAAUGAAGUUAUAAAGUUUAAAUUCAUUCCAAAAAUAGAAAAAUCAGAAUGCGAUUACAUAGAUAUUGAAACAAUCUAAAACUAUAUUAUAUCUCUUAUAUAAAACUACUAACAUUUAAUUCUUCCUCACUUAGAUGAGUUUAAAGUAAAUAACAUUCAAAAAGAAAAGCAUGACACUUUAUAUUUAUUCGACCAACACAAAAGCAAGACUAAUUUUAUAGAUUACUUGAUCCAUAUUACUCUAAUUACAAAUUAUUAAAGCUAAGAUAUAUUAAAUUAUAUAGUUUUUAGCUCAUUCUAGUAUAAGGAUUAGGAUAUUAAUAAGCAAAUACUAAGAUAAAUUUUCUUAAAGAUAGUAUCUAUACUCAAGUAAAUACUUGAGCAGCCUGAUUUCUUCAUCAACAUGAAAAUUCACACAUUAUUUGAUGGAAUCCUGAACAUAUUUAAAAAUAUUUUAGAAAAUAUUGAAGAAAAGAAAAAAGAAGACGGUUUACUUAUUUUGAGUCUAUUUUAAAAGUUUAUAAAUAAAGCCUAAUCUAUGAAAUAAUUAGAAUAGCUCUUCUAUUUAGAAAUAUUUAACUUAUAUGAAAAAUCUUACAAUUACAUUAUGACUUCUAUUUAUGGAGAUGAUUUAAACAUUGAAAAAGAAACUGAUUUUGUAAGUGAAAACUUUUUAUAAUAUUUCUAGAAGGAUUAAAUAUAAAAGUCAUUAGAGUAAAGCUUUUUUGAUUCAGAUAAAAUAGUUUCAAAUAUUUUAGAAGAUGAUUAGCACAAAAAGCUAUUCGAUACAGAGUGGGAAUUCGAAGAUGAAUAAUAACUUUAUAAAUAUUAAUAAGUAGAUAAUACAUCUCAAUUUAACAUAUUUAAAGAAGUUAAAAAUAAUUAUUUCUUGUACAUCAUUAUAAAAAACCAAAAAACAAUUAAAUUAAAAGAUCCUCCUAAAAAUUUUGAAAAAAAUUCACCUAAUUCGUUUGCUGAAUAUUUUGAAACUUUUAAAUUGCUAACUGAAGGAAACAAAAAUACAGUUUUUAGUAACUAAUUUAAAAAUUCUGAAUAAAUUAAGCACUUAAAUGACAUUUACAAUAACACUAAAAUAGAAAUUAAAUCAAACAAUAUUUAUUACUACCAAAUGAAUAAAUAUCUUUUAGACUAAAGAAAAAUUAAAGAAGACAAUUAAAUAAAAGAGUUAAAUAAUAAGGAUUGUGAUUAAAAUUAAGAUAAAUAAUCAUCUAAUUAAGAAUAAUAAGCAGUUAAAAUAUCAGAAAUUACUUUUGUAGAUGAAAAUGUAGAAAAAUAAAUUUAAGAAUAAUAUGAAUAGGCUUUUUGCAAAAUAUAAGUAAAGAAGCAAAUAUUAAAUGCUGCUCCUGAUAUAAAAUAACCCAAUUAAAAAGAUAUUUAGGAACCCAAAGAAUAAAUAGAUGUGAAAGAUGAAAGCAAACCUGCUACUGAUUUAGAUGAAAAAGAUUACGUAUGUCCAUCUGUAUAUGGCUUUUAGACAAAUGAUCUUGAAAGAUUUAACAUUGAUCGAAACCAUUAUGUCAGCUUGAGUCCUGAUUAAAGAUAAACUCUUUUAGAAGAAAAGCAGAAGGAAUUCAAUAAAAAAGAAAGAGAGAAAAAAUUAAAAGUGAUAAGAGAAAGAGAAAAAAUGUAGCUUGAAAGUAUUUUUGGAAACAAAGAAGAUUAUGAGAAAAACAAGAAAGACUUUUAGAAAUUCCUAAAAUCUAAAGAAUUUAAUAAAACAGUCAAGGGUUUAGAAAAAGAAGAGUAGAGACUAAUCUUGCUAUCUCAGGAUAGUGAAUACUUGAAGUUAUUAGAUACUUAAAUGAGAAAAAAGGCUCAAUAAUUCUUGAAAAAGCAAAAAAUCUCUAAAAAGAAAAAAAGCAAAUCACAAGAUAAAAAUGAAGAAAAAUCUUAAAUUUUCAAAGGUUUGAAAAAAAUUAUCAAAAGCACAGACCAACACAAAUAAAAAAAGAAGGAAAAACAAUUAACUGAAAGGAUAAAUAAAUCAUUACAAGUUCCUUAAAUUGAGGAAGAUGUAGCUCUUAAAAUGACACUCUGCUUAAUUACUGGAGGUGAUUAAAAUAUGUAUAAAGAAACUUACUCCAAUAUAUUGGACAGAGCUUUUAUCAAUCCCUUUAAUUAUAUUAGAAUACUUGGAUUAAUUCUGGUCAUCUCUUCUAAAAUUAUUAAAAAAUCAAAGUUUAAUAUCGAAUGGUUAGACAAAAUACUCUUCAACACACGUGAUAAGUUUUUGAAUUCAAAGCAUUAAAACAAAGGCGAUACUGAAGAAGAAAAAAAUAAUAUUUAUAGAAAUAUGCUCAUUGAAAAGUGCACAGAUUUGAUACAAGAAUUGUUAAUCAACAAAAAAUAUGGUUUAAUAAUCCUUUAAUUUGAGGAGUUUUUGUUUGGAAAAAGCUUUGAUAAGUUGGAGAUUAUUUCAGAUAAAUCAACAAAGUUAAGUAAAUUAAAACCUUAGGUGUUUGAGUAUAACAUUUUAAAUGAAAACACUUUAGAUUUAAAUGUGACUUAAUAUGAUAAUUUAGAAUUUUUAAUAUAAUAUGAAAUAUUUAAGAAAAAUUAAUCUGAGGCCUUUUCAAAUAUUAAUGAAUACAUUUUAGGAGUGCUAAAUUUAUGUAUAGAUAAAAAAAAAAUAGGUGUCCAUAAUUAAAGUAAUUCUAAUCAACCUUAUGGCAAAGAAUAUAUUGAUUUUAUUGAUAACUAAUCUAAUCAUUUGAUAGAAAAUGUUUUAGAAUUAUUCUGCUCUAUCAAUAAUAAAAUUAAAUAUACAAAUAUAAAGGUAAGUUCUAUUAGUGAUCAAAUUAAAAAUAGUAUAUUUAGAGAGAAGUAAAAAUAAAAUUCUUUAACUAUUAUUAAUAUGAAGGAGUAAAUCAUAAUCAAAAACUAUUCUAUGAAAAAUACAAAUCCAAUAUUUGAAAAGAUAUUUUAAUACAUAAUUUUGUAUUGCAAGAAUCUAGAAAACUAUAGCUCCUUACAUGACCUAAUGAAAAUAGAGCUUUCAAAUUACGACAAAUUUGUUAGUAUAUCAGAUUAGCUUCUAAGCGAAUAUGGUGUCUAAAUGAAGAAGGUAGUUGAUGAUGUUCUACCUGUUUUAAAAUAAUACAAAUUAUUUAUCAAAAAUAAACAUAAUAAAGAAAAUUUAUAUGAAGAGAUUUUAGACGAAGAUGGAAAUGAUGUUCAUUCGAAUCUCAAAGAGCCUAUAACUUCACUUUUGUCUAACAUUUAUUCAUUUUUACAGGAAUAUGCUCAUACUUACUACAGAAAUUUAAAAUUCAUCAUAAGUUGCAUAGACAAUCUUCUUGAAUAAAGAAUGAUCCAUUAUUUUGAAGAAUUUGAAUCCAGAAAAACUAAAAGUACAGAAAAUGAAGCUUUAAUAUGGUGGAACGAAAGAGAAUUGUUUGAAAAACAAGCACUUUAUGAUGAAAUCAAAGUAAAUUGGAUGGAAGAAACUAAACCUCUAUCUUAAUUCUAUGUUGAAUUCUUUGAAUUUGUGCAUGUUUGCUUGAAAUUAUAAUUAGUUAGUGAAAAUAAUAUGCCUAAUUAUUAUAACGACUUUGAAAUUUGCCUAAAGUCUUUCUUAAGAAUUUACAAUACAUUUUACAAAGAUUCUAAAUAAAAAGACGAUUCUCUAGAUUAGGAAGAAAUUAUAUUAAAUGAAGAUGAAAUCCAAAUGCCAGUUCUAAAAAGAAUAUAAACCUUAACUCCUAAUGAUAUUUUUGAAGGUGAAGAUGAAAUUUAGCCAAGCUUAAAAGAAUUGAAGAAUGUUAGGAAAUAUUCUACCAUGCUUCAUAAAAACUACAAUUCUAUUAAGGCAGAUGAUUUAUAUGAGGCUCUUAGGACUAAGUUUGUACCUCUCAUAAAUAGAUACAUGAACAACAGAAAAAAUAAUAUGUGGGUAAUUUUAAUGUCAGAAUUUAAUUAAGGUAAAAUGACAAUAGAAAACAAAAUUUGCUAUGUUAAAGCAAUCUCAAGAAAAGAAAACAAAAAUAGAUCUAAUCCUGAUGAAUAUUAUGAAAUGAACUGCGUCAUAGAUAGAGAAGAAAUAUGGUACUCCAUUUAUAAAUUGCUCUCAGGCCUUCCACCUUCUAGUCUUGUUACUGAAUAAUUCGAAAUUGUAUUUAAAGAUGAGAAUGGUGUCGAUGCAGGUGGAUUAUCCAGAGAAUUUUAUACUAUCGUGUUAAAAGAUUUCUUAGAUCCUUACAAAGGUUUCUUCUGUCCUUCAUCUAAUGGAAUCACCACAUAACCAAGCCCUAAUUCAAAUAUAAUUCCUGAUCACUUACUACACUUUAAAUAUGCUGGUAGACUUAUUGCUAAAUCAAUUUUAGAUAGUUUUGUUUGCGAAAUAGACCUUACUAGAUCUUUCUUAAAACAAAUAUUAGGCAAAGAAUUGUACAUAAAUGAUCUUGAAGACAUAGAUCCAGAUCUUGCUAAAAAUUUGAUGUGGAUAUUAGAUAAUGAUGUUUCGAAUCUAUACCUCGAUUUCACUUACACCCAUAAUGACUUUGGAAAAUAGUAAAUUAUAGAAUUAAAACCAAAUGGAAGCCAUAUCGAAGUUAAUGAAGAAAAUAAAAAAGAAUAUGUUAAACUACUCGCUUAAUAUAGAAUGGUUAAGCAAAUAGAACCUCAAAUCAAAGCCUUUUAGCAAGGUUUUUAUGAAGUCAUUCCUUAUAAAGCUAUAAAGAUUUUCACAGUUCGCGAGUUAGGUUUCAAACUAUCUGGUGAGAAGAAAAUAGAUUUGGAAGAUUUGAAAUAGAAUUUGAAUUACUAAACUUACACUAAAGAUAGUGAUUAGAUUAAGUGGUUGUUUGAAAUUUUAGAAGAAUAUAACUAAGAGUAAAGAGCUGGAUUUUUGUUCUUUGUUACUGGUUCAUUUAGAGUACCUUUUGGAGGUUUUUCAAACUAUAAGCUCACUAUUUCUAAGUUAAAUGAUACCUAGUCUUUACCUGUUGCUCACACUUGCUCUAAAGAAAUGGAACUUCCAUUUUACGAAAGUAAAGAAAUUAUGAAAGAAAAGUUUGAGAUUGCUUUUACAGAGGGUGUCAAAGGUUUUUACAUAGGAUGA
Tetrahymena thermophila SB210 is the source of this 11910-nucleotide messenger RNA. Its product is annotated as kinesin motor domain protein. The transcript is spliced from 16 exons. Gene Ontology annotation, molecular function: ubiquitin-protein transferase activity. Gene Ontology annotation, biological process: protein polyubiquitination; proteasome-mediated ubiquitin-dependent protein catabolic process; positive regulation of protein catabolic process. The record is from RefSeq and is a predicted model, not a curated record. NCBI's taxonomy places the organism in Eukaryota, Ciliophora, Oligohymenophorea, Hymenostomatida, Tetrahymenidae.